Messenger RNA from Sphenostylis stenocarpa, 834 nucleotides. The record is from the annotation of a GenBank genome assembly. Lineage: Eukaryota; Viridiplantae; Streptophyta; Magnoliopsida; Fabales; Fabaceae.
AUGAACCUUGAUGAGCUUCUGAAAUUUGUGUACACUUCUGAAGCAAACCAACAUACCAUUGUGGACAUGAGGGGUACAACACAAGCCAGCUUGUCCUUAACCAAUGCUCUAAGCAGGAAAACUGUUGAUGAGGUUUGGAGAGAUAUACAAGGAGGCAAAGAUAGCAAGGAGAAAAAGUCUAAAGGGAGACAACCUAAAUUUGGAGAUAUGACAUUGGAGGAUUUCUUGGUGAAAGCAGGGGUUGUUACUGAAGAAUCUUCUGCCACAGUUGGUGUUAAUCCAAAUGUGGUGACACCACAGUUCCCUCAACAUCCUCCUUGGAUGCAGUAUCCACAACCACAUUAUCAGCAUCCACAAGGUUUAAUGGGGAUUUAUAUGACUAACCCGAACAUUGCACAAUUACACCUACGAGCGGGUGCUGCAUCAGAUGGAUAUGCAGAGGGUCAGCUGGCAUUGGCAGAUUCUAGGAGACAUGGCAGAAAACGGGCUACGCUGGAAGAGUUGGUCGAGAGGACCGUUGAGAGGAGACAAAAGAGGAUGAUCAAGAAUAGGGAAUCUGCUGCACGUUCUAGAGCAAGGAAACAGGCUUACACAACUGAGCUGGAGAACAAAGUGGCGCAAUUGGAAGAGGAAAAUGGAGAGCUGAGGAAACAGAAGAUGAAGCAAUCACACAAUGGAACUGGUUUCCAUUGGGAGCAAAUAAUGAAGGAAGAAGGUUGGCUUUUAGUAGGGAUGAAAGGAGGUGGAGAAUAUGUUAGCAAGUGUGAAACCAGAAGAACCAAGAUACCAGAUUCGUCGAACUUCGUCGGCGACAUUUUGAAAAUUGUGUUGUAG